AGACGAUUUUCUCACAUGCCUCUUGGGGUGGGGGUGUGCAGUGGCCCGGAGCUGGCCCACAGGGAUUGGUGGCGGGACCGCCAGGAGGCGGAACUGAGGGCGAGCGGCGCUGGAGUCCCGCGGACUGUCACUGCCAAGGCGCCCGCCGACCCGGAAGGAGCUGCGGAGAGCUGGGGCCGCGGCAGCCAUACCGCUUUGCAGAGCCGGCUCGGAGCGUGUAGUGCGGACGCGGAGCGGGGAGUCGCGUUCUCUGGAGUGGCAGGGUUGUAUAAAAAAACCGGUAAACUGGUAUUCCUUGGGCUGGACAAUGCGGGAAAAACGACGUUGCUGCACAUGCUCAAAGAUGACAGGCUUGGCCAGCACGUCCCGACACUGCAUCCCACUUCAGAAGAACUCACUAUUGCUGGCAUGACUUUUACGACUUUUGAUCUGGGUGGGCACAUCCAAGCCCGAAGAGUAUGGAAAAACUACCUUCCUGCUAUCAAUGGCAUCGUAUUUCUUGUGGAUUGUGCAGACCAUGAAAGGCUGUUAGAAUCAAAAGAAGAACUUGAUUCACUGAUGACAGACGAAACCAUUGCCAAUGUGCCUAUACUAAUUCUUGGAAAUAAGAUCGACAGACCCGAAGCCAUCAGUGAAGAGAGGUUACGAGAGAUGUUCGGCUUAUAUGGGCAGACAACAGGAAAGGGCAGUGUGUCGCUGAAGGAGCUGAACGCCAGGCCUCUGGAAGUGUUCAUGUGCAGUGUGCUGAAAAGACAAGGCUAUGGAGAAGGCUUCCGCUGGAUGGCCCAGUACAUCGAUUAGCAGCCUUCCUGCCCACUCACAUCCAGGCCUCUGAGAUCCAUCCCCCAACAUGCAUAACUUGAAUUCAAUAGACUUUUGUUGGUUUCAGAAUAGGAGUUUUUUAGAUUAUUAAUAUAUCUACCUGAGUGGGAAUUGCAAACUGAUUCAAGUUUGAAUAUCACAAUGUUAGCUUUCUAAUUCCAUACAGAUAGUUUUUACAGUUUACAGCCCCACAUCAACCCCGUCACCGUUUAUAAAGAUCAGCUUCCCAGCGGUACAUUUGAAGCACUUUUUAACGAUGUGAAACUACAAAUAUAAACCAUAUUUAAAAGCUCAUCAUGUGAAACUUUUAUGUACUUUUUGGAAAUAGUUUUUCAAUUUUAGAUUGUCUGCCUAUCUUAUGUACAGUUAAAAUCCGCUUAUCAGUGAUUGCAUGAUGCCUUACCGUUUUCAAGACUACUUUUUCUUAUGCAAACGUCAUGCAAUAAAACAAACUCCAACGUUUGG
Peromyscus leucopus (white-footed mouse) is the source of this 1287-nucleotide messenger RNA. RefSeq names its product secretion associated Ras related GTPase 1B (gene Sar1b). The record is from RefSeq and is a predicted model, not a curated record. Gene Ontology annotation, biological process: intracellular protein transport; endoplasmic reticulum to Golgi vesicle-mediated transport; membrane organization. Gene Ontology annotation, cellular component: COPII vesicle coat; endoplasmic reticulum exit site. Gene Ontology annotation, molecular function: GTP binding; GTPase activity. The transcript has 6 exons. Lineage: Eukaryota; Metazoa; Chordata; Mammalia; Rodentia; Cricetidae. The coding region runs from base 16 to 801 and encodes 261 amino acids.